CGUACGUACUUCCAUGCCGUUUAUAACGCCACCAUUACCAGUAUCAUCAACCUAUAGCAACAAAAAAUAAGCAAAACUCUACUAUAUUUUAUUUAGUUUUACAAAAUCCUCAGAAAUAACGGCUCCACCAAUCCCAAAGUUGAUACUAUAGAAGAAAAGAGGGUAUACAGUGAUGUACACAGGACUGCAGCUGACGAGUAUGCAAAGAAGGUCCGUGUACUGUGUUGGGUGAUGACUUGUCCCAAAUACCACAAGACCAGGGCGGCAGCAGUUAAAGCAACUUGGGGCAAAAGGUGUAAUAAACUACUUUUUAUAAGCACUGAAGCAGAUGAUACACUUCCGACGGUGAAACUCCCAAUCAUUGAAAAUAAAUCGUACCUUUGGGGCAAGACUAAAAUGGCUUUUCUACAUGUUUUUAAAUACUAUGCAGAGGAAUACGACUGGUUUUUAAAAGCUGACGAUGACACGUACGUUAUUGUUGAAAACCUUCAGUUGAUGCUGUCACACUACAAUACAACAAAACUUCUUUACUUCGGACAUCGAUACAACAAAUAUGUUAAACAGGGGUACAUGGCAGGGGGACCUGGAUAUGUCAUAAGUAGGGGUGCUCUUAAAAAGUUUGGAUCUGAACAAGAAUCUAAGUGUAAACGGUGCAAUUACAGCCAAGAGGACUGUGAAAUGGGGAUAUGUCUAGCUGCUUUAGGAGUUAAGGCUAUGGACUCCCGAGACUUUUAUCAAAGGGAGAGAUUUAUGGUAAUGGGUCCGUCGGAGCAUAUGUUCCCGUCAUCUAAACACUGGUGGUAUACAGACUACGUUUACUACCAACCUCGCAGUGGGUUUGAUUGCUGUUCAGACUACGCAAUUUCAUUUCACUAUGUCACUCCUGAAGCUAUGUAUACACUUGAUUAUUUAUUUUAUCAUUUAACACCUUAUGGCAUAGAUUUUAACCGUUAAAUAUAC
Messenger RNA from Plutella xylostella (diamondback moth), 960 nucleotides. Its product is annotated as glycoprotein-N-acetylgalactosamine 3-beta-galactosyltransferase 1. Gene Ontology annotation, molecular function: N-acetylgalactosaminide beta-1,3-galactosyltransferase activity. Lineage: Eukaryota; Metazoa; Arthropoda; Insecta; Lepidoptera; Plutellidae. The record is from RefSeq and is a predicted model, not a curated record. Gene Ontology annotation, cellular component: membrane.